AUGUCUUCUGGGAACCCCUUCCGCGCCUCCCUCGCCCUCCACCAAGCUCCCCCCUCCCCUGUGCCUCGGACUUCCUUCAUCACUCCCGAGACAGGCAGGCCUGGGGCAGGCGCCCAAGAGGACGAUGACGAUGUGCUUGCCCACGCCGUCUCGCCGCCGCCCAAGACAAAGAAACAUGUUCGCAUAGAAUCCACCGCCAUAGCCAUCCCACUGCAACCGGACAUCCCAAGCCCAGAUGACUCUCCGCGCACGUCUUUUGCUCCACAGCAAACCUCAGGCCAGUAUGCAGGCCAGUAUGCAGGCCCGUCUCCCCCAGCGCCCUCUGCCAGCUACUCGAACAGCUCCCCUGGCGCAUACACGCGAGAGCCUGGUAGAAGCCAUGCAAUGGCUGCACCGGACCACCUGGCAAGCGCGAAUGGCGCCUCGGGGGUGAAUUUUCCAGCCCUCUCUCCGUCAAUAGUCCCGGCGAACCCGUUUGCGAAGACGCUCGCCUCGAUCGAGCCUCAGCAGAGAGCAGGUGGGGAGGACCGGACGUUGGCGGAAGGAGCGACCCCGGGCAACAACAGAGCUUCCCUCGACGUGGAGAGCUUCAAAAACAUGCUCCUGACAGGCAAGCCGUACCCUCAACAGACCAGCCAGACCAGCCAGACCAGCCAGACCAGACAGACCAGACAGACCAGACAGACCAGCCAGACCAGCCAGACCAGCCAGACCAGCCAGAGCUCGCAGCGUCCUGCUGCACCGAGCCCCGCAGGUGCAGCUAUAGUCGAGAGUGGUAGUAGCACAGACGCAUCAUCCAUAUCCCGCCAGUCCCUACUUGAAGCUGCGCACGAGGCGCCGCCCGAGCCUCCGAGGACCUCACACGACAUGGCACGCUCGGAUGACGACGAGGCGCCCGGUCUUACGCCAGAGAGGACCAGGUCUAAGAGGAAGCCACCGCCUGCGCCGGCACACCGCCAUGGCAAGCUCGUGUCGCCACGACUACCGCAGACCGUAUCCUUUGACAGCUUUGCGGUCUCAGAAACUGCCCCUCCGCCAGUCACCAGGUCUCGAAAUACGUCGGACGCGAACAAGCCGCUCCCGCCGACUCCCGUACUGUCAUCACCCCUGCAUAUUGAUACCCCAGAGAAAAGUCGAGACAACACAUCACCACCAACGGAAAGGCUCGACGAGUCGUUGAGUCGGUCGAGCUCUCUACAGAAGAAGAGAGCCCCUCCUCCGGUUCCUCUGGCGCGCCGACAGAGCCAGCUACGACAUUCGUCCGCGGACCAUAGAUCGCGGAGCAGCUCUUCUCUAACGCUGUCGUCACAGCAGUCCCUCGAAGUCCCUGGUCCUGCGGUGGUUCCCACACCUGGCGAGAUUGCAAGCAAUGCUACCAUGACAGCCAGCCUGAAAUCACCGCCGCCUCCACCUCCAUCUAGGCAUGGGGCACGACUGUCAGAUAUCGGCGCGUCAAGCGCAAACUCAUCCUCGACGGAACCACUCCAACGUUCGACCUCUGUGCGGACCACAAGCUCGUCACACGGCCCAUCUUCGCGCAGGAGCACCCUAGACGGCGAGCCACCGUUGGCUGAAGCCGGCAUGAACCGCACAUCGUCAACGGCGUCGAAACGCAACAGUGUCCGCCUCGCAUCGAGCGACAGCACAGGCAGCGUAAUGCCUCCCCCACCGCCCCCGCCGCGGCGUCGCCCAGGAUCCGGGCGGUCCAGUCUCGAUCAGCAGCGUCCCUUGAUCCCCUCCUCGUCCCCCACGGAGAGCCGGCGAACAAGUACGGAGCACCGGCACACGAGCACCGAUCUGCGGCGCACGAGCUUGGACAUGAACCGACGAAGCAGUGGCGCGAGCGAGCACUCGCUGCGGCACGAAUACGCGCCGGCCGAAGACAAGGCCGGGAACGAGUACGCGCUGUACUCGCCGCGGGAAGAAGCCGAGGACGGUCUUGCAGCAGGGGGGUCAGCCACGGCAGCGGCGCGGGGUGGUGCAGGCGAGGGCAGGAAGGACUCGAACAAUAUUCUAGACGACAUGGAGAAGUUCCAGCGUGAGAUUGACGAGCUGCGCAAUCGGUACAAGCAAGCGGGAUAG
Messenger RNA from Ascochyta rabiei, 2082 nucleotides. RefSeq lists its product as uncharacterized. NCBI's taxonomy places the organism in Eukaryota, Fungi, Ascomycota, Dothideomycetes, Pleosporales, Didymellaceae. The record is from RefSeq and is a predicted model, not a curated record. The transcript is spliced from 2 exons. Bases 1 to 2082 code for a protein of 693 amino acids.